ACGAGUGACUUCGUUCUUUACACUGCCCCCAACCUGAGCAACGCCGCCCGCAGCUGAAAAAUGGAAGAAGAGCUCCCAGCUCUUAAAAACGUCGUCGUUAAAGACACCGAUGAGGAUGACCCACCGGCUCUUAGCUCUCAGGCGAUAGCAGCUCUCAAAGAGUUCCUCGAAGAACAAAGUCAAUCCCUUGCUAACCACGAAACUGAAGAAACCAAACCAGAGAGUGAAGUGGCUUUGGUAACAGAAGAUUGGAGGCUCAGCCAAUUCUGGUACGACCCACACACAGCCCGUACCAUUUCUCAAGAAGUCGUUUCUCUUUGCACCGCCUCACAUUAUAGAGUAGCUUGUAUUGCUUGCCCUACUCUCUAUGCCUAUCUUAAGAAACUUGAUCCUACUAUCUCUGUGCGACUUUUGGAGUAUGAUAAGCGUUUUGAUCAAUAUGGAAGUGAUUUUACGUUUUAUGAUUACAACCAACCCGAAGACUUCCUGUCGGAGCUAAAGCAUAAUUACCAGGUUGUAAUUGCCGAUCCUCCUUAUCUGAGCAAGGAGUGUUUAGAGAAAGUUGCUCAAACAAUUUCUUUUCUUGCGCACCCAGAAGAAUCCUUCUUGCUUUUGCUUACAGGAGAAGUGCAGACAGAUAGAGCUGUAGAGCUUUUGGGUUUGCGUCCAUGCAAUUUUCGGCCACAGCACUCUAGCAAACUUGGAAACGAGUUUCGGCUGUUCACAAACUAUGACCCUCUGGAGCGAUUAGGAGGAUGGGUGCAAGACAAAUAGAUUGAUGUUGAGCUCAUUGUUGGUGCAAAGAAGCAGAAUAUGCUUAUUUAUCAGGGUUGUCUUUCAAUCAAGGACCAAUACCAUGUUUGGCAGCUCUCCAGUUUGUAGUGAUAAAUUAUUUAUGGGGUUUAACUUUUAAUGUACACUUUA
This is a messenger RNA of Hibiscus syriacus, 924 nucleotides long. RefSeq names its product EEF1A lysine methyltransferase 1-like. Gene Ontology annotation, molecular function: nucleic acid binding; protein-lysine N-methyltransferase activity. The record is from RefSeq and is a predicted model, not a curated record. The coding region runs from base 61 to 774 and encodes 237 amino acids. Gene Ontology annotation, biological process: methylation. The transcript has 5 exons. NCBI's taxonomy places the organism in Eukaryota, Viridiplantae, Streptophyta, Magnoliopsida, Malvales, Malvaceae.